CGUAAAAGUGAGACUUUUUGUGACUUUGCUGUGUUUACAUUCAUUUUCAUAGCUGGAAAUCUGCGUGAAUAUCAGGCGUGACAGUGUACGUCAGAGUGGGAGGAUUGGAUCUGAUGUUCGGCCCAAUUUUUCCAGACUUCUCUGCAGGUUUUGACGCAAAAAGUGACAUAAAAACGACAUCAAAGAAAGAAGCACGAAACCCAAUUCACGUGUGAACAGCUUAGUGCUCUAACUUCAUUUGGGUGUUUGUAUAUUCCACACAGACGUCUGUGAUCUCAGAUCAUGUCGGAUUUUGCGCAUUUGCGCUAAGGUUUCCUAAGAUCCGCUCAGAUGGAGCGCAGGUUUCGGUUUCGCCUCCACAUUGAAACCAGAGGUCCCGCUUUCAGCCCAGAGUUGGAGGAGAAACUCUCAUUUCCAAGAGAAGCACUAAAAGGAACAGCGAGGAGCGUCUUUGAUGGGAUUUGCUGCCCGUGAAAAGCCGCAGGUCUUUUGAACGCAGCUGACAGUCAAUGGCAGUGUUAACCCCCACCCAUCCCACCCGAGCAGGCGGCCCCCACCCGCGCGCGCGCACACACAUGUGCGAGCAGCUGGGUGUAUAUAAACAGACCCCGGCGGUUGGGGGGUUUGCCACUCCUGGAAGUUGUCGGGACGCACGGAAGGAUGCCCGCGUCGCAGGUCGGAUUUGGAAACUUUUUCCUGGACAGGAGCAUCAACAUGCCGAGCGGAUAUCAGAUCCCGCUGCUGGGGGGGGCCCCGGGGGUCCAGAGUCCCGCCAUGGCAGCUGGGAUUCCCGUUCCGUUCUCUGGACUGCAGGGAUACAGCUUCAUCCCUUACGCGCACCACAGACACAUGACGCACAUGAAAAGCGGCUUCGAGCUGAAGGCCGCCUCUCCGUACCACCACGCUCUCCUGACGCACGCAGGCGCCUUCUAUCCUCCCUUCCGCGCGGGAGGCGCCGAGGAUCCCGCCCGGGUGGUCAAGGUGGCCACGCGGGAGAGCACCGGCGCCCUGAAGGCCUGGCUGAACGAGCACCUGAAGAACCCCUACCCGACCAAAGGCGAGAAGAUCAUGCUCGCCAUCAUCACCAAGAUGAGCCUGACGCAGGUCUCCACGUGGUUCGCCAACGCGCGCCGCCGCCUGAAGAAGGAGAACAGGGUCAGCUGGGCGUCCAAGGGCAAGUCGGACGAGGACGAGGAUGAGGAGCAGGAGGGGGAGAGCGACGAGGAGGAGAAAGCGGACCUGGAGGUGGGGCGCGACGCGGAGCCGCGGAGCGGCGCGGAGGAGGACGCGCCCGCGCGUUUGGAGACGCCGCGGCAGAGCGACGCCCGACAGACUGAGCUCGCCCGGAAGGGCGGCGAUCCUCUCCUCAGCAAGGAGGCGGAGGGGAGCAAAGGAGGCGCGGGGAGCCAGAAACCCAAGAUCUGGUCUCUAGCGGAAACCGCCACGUCAGAAACGGCGCGUAAAGGCGCGGAGUGCGCUCCUCACCCCGCCGGGAGGCUGUGGGCGGACUGGGCGUCACGGAGCGGACUGCUCCUUCCCUCCUAUUACAGCCAUCACCAGAUGGUCUGACCGGACCUGGAGCUCCGGACUGUUUUCUCCACGUUUUUGCACUUUAACAAACCCAAGAACCUCACGGAGUUCCUGAGACACCAAAGAUGGAGCGAGCUUUCUCUGUAAAUACUUGUAUUUUUCCAGCAGUCAAAUGUAAAUUAUGUUUUUCUUUGUUUCCAAAAACUAUUUUUAAUAAAAUAAACCUGCAGGGAAAGUGUGGUUUGGACUUUCUGAUGUGUGAAAGCAGGUUGUUGAUCCAUCACAGCAUGAUAAAUGCUGGUCAUUAAUCUGAAUGGAAACAAUUAAGAUACAUUGAAGUUUAAUUACAGUUUGGGUUUCAAAGUGUUUUCUUUGUUUCUGCCCACAAAGAGUCUAAAGACUCCAGAGAAAACUAAUUCAAGUUGGGCUGUUUUAAAUUGACAAUUCUUUUGAGGGAUUAUUGUUUCUCAAACUAGAUAACAAAAGAAACUCAGGGAAAACAAAACAUAAAUUCGGUUAAAAUGAAACCACGACAACCAAAUAAAUGUGUAAUGCUCUAAAAAGUGACCCAAAAAUAUGUCCCAGCAUGAAUAACCCAACAACAGGUAAAUAAAUAACUCAUGAAGUGUUUUGAGUCUAGCAACAUUUUAUUUAAAUAAAAAUUUUAGCUUAAAGUGAUAAUAAAAAGACUCACAAAACUUCAACCUAAACCAAAGUUUUUAACAGAUCAUUAAACUUAAAAAAAAAAAAAA
Oryzias melastigma (Indian medaka) is the source of this 2282-nucleotide messenger RNA. RefSeq names its product iroquois homeobox 7 (gene irx7). Gene Ontology annotation, molecular function: DNA-binding transcription factor activity, RNA polymerase II-specific; RNA polymerase II cis-regulatory region sequence-specific DNA binding. Gene Ontology annotation, cellular component: nucleus. The transcript has 2 exons. The record is from RefSeq and is a predicted model, not a curated record. Lineage: Eukaryota; Metazoa; Chordata; Actinopteri; Beloniformes; Adrianichthyidae. Gene Ontology annotation, biological process: regulation of transcription by RNA polymerase II; cell development; neuron differentiation. Bases 661 to 1569 code for a protein of 302 amino acids.